UCGUUCUCGGGACGAUCUGGCGUGGCGUGGCAUGGCGUGGAACGUCCGUGGAAGCUAAGGUAGGUGGGUGGAUGUCCGGCGUGUUGGUAGCGAGACGGUAGUUGUUGCGUAUGUGGAGUUUUGCGUGGAUGGUAUGGCAUUUUGCGGUUUCCUGUGCGGGAGGGAUUGCGAUUGGUUUGUUGGUAUGGGUUUUUAUGAUUACUGGGGGAUGUCAUGAUGUUGGUAAUGAUGAUGGGAUUGUCACAUGUUUUUAUUUCGUCUCUGCGCGUUGGUGUUGGAUUGAGGAAUAUGCAAAUUUCCGUCAUAUCGUUGAGAUAGUGGUGGAUGGGAUGGAGUUACUAUGACGAAGUUAGGUCCAGUUACAGCGUAGGAUCUAGCCAGUGCCUGAGUUGGAGAAGUCCGCUGUGGAUAAGUAUAAUUGGAGCUAAAGUGAGGAGGUAGAUAUGCAUAG
Messenger RNA from Dothidotthia symphoricarpi CBS 119687, 451 nucleotides. RefSeq lists its product as uncharacterized. The coding region runs from base 111 to 344 and encodes 77 amino acids. Lineage: Eukaryota; Fungi; Ascomycota; Dothideomycetes; Pleosporales; Dothidotthiaceae. The transcript has a single exon. The record is from RefSeq and is a predicted model, not a curated record.